CUCUCUCUCUAAUCUCUCUGUGGUUCUCUUUUUCGCUGAAUGAGACGGAGAGCCCAAAACGAUGUCGUUGCGGAGAUCGAUCCUCUCUCGAAGGACCUUCGCGCUAUCCAAAUCCUUCAAGGAAUUUAGAACCCUAGACUCCUCCGAGUCGAGAUCCGAGCCUGCGCUGCGGCCCAGAAUCGUAGACGAUGACGUUUCCGACGAGGAGGAGGAGGAGUCCGGUGACGGCGCCGCCGGCGACUCUGGAAUCCGGAAGGUGGACUCCGGACGCGGCGAUUCGUGGUCCACAAUGCUACCGGAGCUGCUCGGGGAGAUCAUUCAGCGAGUGGAAGCAAGCGAGAACCGGUGGCCGACUCGCAGAAACGUCGUGUCGUGCGCCUGUGUGUGCAAGAGGUGGAGAGAUAUUACCAGAGAGGUCGUGAGGUCUCGUCUCGAUAGUGGCCAGAUCACUUUCCCUUCUUGCCUCAAACAGCCGGGACCACGUGACUCUGAACAUCAAUGUCUUAUAAAACGGAACAAGAGGAAUUCAACGUUUUACCUUUACCUUGCUCUUAGUUCGUCAUUCACAGAUAAGGGGAAGUUUCUCUUAGCUGCUCGAAGAUAUAGGCAUGGUGCUCACACUGAGUACAUAAUAUCACUUGAUGCCGAUGACAUAUCUCAAGGAAGUAAUGCUUAUGUUGGAAAGUUAAGGUCGGAUUUCCUUGGAACCAACUUCACAAUUUAUGACAGCCAGCCCCCACACAGCGGUGCAAAGCCCUCAAGCAGCAGAGCUGGCCGACGUUUCGCAAGCAAGCAAAUAAGCCCCCAAGUUCCAGCAGGCAACUUCGAGGUUGGACAGGUCUCUUACAAGUUCAACCUCUUGAAAUCAAGAGGACCAAGGAGGAUGGUCUGCUCACUCCGCUGUCCAUCCUCAGGAGACAACUCUGACUUGAAAAAACCCGACCCUGCUGCUCCUGGGUGCUCAAUCUUGAAGAAUAAAGCACCAAGGUGGCAUGAACAUCUGCAAUGUUGGUGCUUGAAUUUCCAUGGUCGGGUGACUGUAGCUUCUGUCAAGAACUUUCAACUAGUUGCAACAGUUGACCAAAGCCAGCCAGGCGGUAUAGGAGAUGAAGAAACUGUCCUCCUCCAGUUUGGUAAGGUCGGCAACGACACUUUCACCAUGGACUAUCGGCAACCCUUAUCAGCCUUCCUCGCAUUUGCCAUUUGCCUUACUAGCUUUGGUACGAAACUGGCCUGUGAGUAACAGUAUUUUCCUACUACACGUAUCCAUGAAAGAAAUGGGUGGUGGGUGUUGUUUUAAUAUAUGUUUUUCGAUGGUUGUCACUUUCCAUAUUACCAAACUUGUUCAGUUUGGUUUGGGGAAAGCUGUGUAAAUGCUGUUAUUUGUAUGAAUGUAUGACUUGGACUUUGAAAUUACUUGUAACAAACCGUUCUAUUCGGAUGCUAAGUCA
Vitis riparia (riverbank grape) is the source of this 1451-nucleotide messenger RNA. Its product is annotated as tubby-like F-box protein 7. The transcript is spliced from 4 exons. The record is from RefSeq and is a predicted model, not a curated record. Gene Ontology annotation, molecular function: protein binding. NCBI's taxonomy places the organism in Eukaryota, Viridiplantae, Streptophyta, Magnoliopsida, Vitales, Vitaceae. The coding region runs from base 62 to 1243 and encodes 393 amino acids.